Molecule: messenger RNA, 255 nt
Organism: Miscanthus lutarioriparius
Lineage: Eukaryota; Viridiplantae; Streptophyta; Magnoliopsida; Poales; Poaceae
Source: the annotation of a GenBank genome assembly
AUGGCAACUGGUGGCUGCGAGGCUGCUGCUCCGGUCGGCAGACCUCGCCUCGUCAAGACGCCGUCGGGGAACCCGCUGCCCCGGCGGAGGGGCCAGGUCAAGGAGAGGAUCGUCAGGGACAUUGCGGAUGCCCUGGCCACGGCGGCGGUCCUCGCCUGCGGCGUCCGGACGGUCGCGGGCGCGGGCAAGAAAGGCGAAGGGGGCAGGGCGCCCGCCGCGACCGCGUCGCCAUCUCCCGGUGUCAAGAAGAGAUGA